GUAGGACAUGUGGUUUUUCAGUCAUAGAGUAGAGCCUUUCAUAGCAGAGGGCUGAGUGAGGUGCAGAUUACUCAGAGUGUAGGAGCAAGAGCCCUGGCAGCAAAUUAUUGGAGCCUGGAAAUGCAACAGGAGACGGAGACAGAAACAUCGAUGGCUCCCUACCAUGUCAGGAGAUACCAAGACCAUGACUGGGAGCCUGUGCGGGAAUUAUUCUCUAAGGGAAUGCUGGGGAAUAUACCUUCUGAAUUUUGGACCUCGCUGAAGAAGCCAAGAACAUUCCUGGUGCUCCUGGGGGUGCCCUUUGCCCUCUUCUUGGGCUCUGGCUCCCUCAUCCUGUGUCUUCUGUCUUUAUUUGGCCUUUUGGCUUGCCAGUGGCUGACUUUAAGGCGUUUUGUGAAACAGUAUGUAGAAAAUUCCUUGAACACUGACCUGUUGGAUAUCCAGAAAUCCUAUGUGGGCUUUUGGGUGGCAGAGUGUAAGCAUCAGGUAGUGGGUAUCGUGGGUGCCCACCCACCACUGAGGCCAGUAGGAGGAGGGAACUAUCUAGAAUUGCUCCACUUGUCUGUGAAGAGGAAUUAUCGAGGCAAAGGGUUAGCCAGGACCUUGGUCCAGACUUUGCUCCACUUUGCCCAGGAUCAGGGAUGUGAUGGAGUGGUCCUUGAGACUAGCAACUCCAAUCACCCAGCUCGACGACUUUAUGAGAGUCUUGGCUUCCAGAAAGCCCAUGAAUCAGGGUAUCACUUGAACUGGUGGCUAGGUUACUUCUCCACUUGGCAUUACAAAUGUGAUUUUUCCUCCCAAAAAUGACUGUCCCCUGCCCCAACCCUUUCAUGUCUCUCAGUGUUCCAUGGGUUUGUUUAUAGGGUCCACAACACUGUGAUGUCAUAUUAAAGCCUGUUGACUUUCCUGCCA
This is a messenger RNA of Trichosurus vulpecula (common brushtail), 912 nucleotides long. Its product is annotated as probable N-acetyltransferase CML1. The record is from RefSeq and is a predicted model, not a curated record. The transcript has 2 exons. Bases 121 to 807 code for a protein of 228 amino acids. Gene Ontology annotation, molecular function: N-acetyltransferase activity. Lineage: Eukaryota; Metazoa; Chordata; Mammalia; Diprotodontia; Phalangeridae.